Messenger RNA from Cavenderia fasciculata, 336 nucleotides. RefSeq lists its product as uncharacterized. The record is from RefSeq and is a predicted model, not a curated record. Gene Ontology annotation, molecular function: nucleic acid binding. NCBI's taxonomy places the organism in Eukaryota, Evosea, Eumycetozoa, Acytosteliales, Cavenderiaceae. The transcript is spliced from 2 exons. Bases 1 to 336 code for a protein of 111 amino acids.
AUGGAUAUGAAAAAAAGAGAGUUUGCAGAACCAGAAGACUCUGGAUUUAGCGCAACAUAUGAUCCUUUAAAUGGAGACUCAUUUCAUAAGAGAAUGAAGCUUGAAAGAGAAGGAGGAGGUGGUGAACUUAGUUUGAUUGAAAGAUUUUUAACACUUGUAUCUAUCUCUAUAUCGAUAUCUAUCUUUGAUGAUAUGAUUCAUCAUAGUGAGGAACAUAUAGGGCCAAGUGCAGUUGUCCACUGCCGUGGGUUACCACAAACUACUACAGAAGGUGAAAUAACUACACUCUUGUCAUCAUAUGGAAGAGUAGAGUCAGGUAUGCAUACUUAUUUAUAA